Molecule: messenger RNA, 378 nt
Organism: Notodromas monacha
Lineage: Eukaryota; Metazoa; Arthropoda; Ostracoda; Podocopida; Cyprididae
Source: the annotation of a GenBank genome assembly
AUGGUGGCCAUAUAUUUGUCUGAAAUAGCCCAUCCAAAAGUUAAAAACAUUGUCAAACCCUUGGUUGAAUUGUUGGCGGGCAUUCCUUCUGUGGUAUAUGGCUUUUUUGGAUUGGUGGUUAUUGUACCAUUGGUUCAGCAGCUGUUUGGAUUGGAUGUUGGCGAAACGGCAUUAACGGGUGGGAUAAUUUUAGCCAUUAUGGCUCUGCCCACCAUUAUAACGGUGACCGAAGACGCCAUAUCGGCAGUGCCCCAAGUAAUGCGGGAUGCCAGUUUGGCGCUAGGUGCCAAUCAAUGGCAAACCAUUUAUCGGGUGAUUAUUCCGUAUGCUUCGUCUGGAAUUAUUUCAGCCAUUGUUCUUGGUGUUGGACGGGCCAUG